Messenger RNA from Populus trichocarpa (black cottonwood), 2238 nucleotides. RefSeq names its product apoptosis inhibitor 5-like protein API5. The coding region runs from base 159 to 1835 and encodes 558 amino acids. The record is from RefSeq and is a predicted model, not a curated record. The transcript has 17 exons. NCBI's taxonomy places the organism in Eukaryota, Viridiplantae, Streptophyta, Magnoliopsida, Malpighiales, Salicaceae. Gene Ontology annotation, biological process: regulation of programmed cell death. Gene Ontology annotation, cellular component: nucleus. Gene Ontology annotation, molecular function: mRNA binding.
AAUCAAUCGUAAAAACAAACGACGCUUAAAUCCUCGAAAGAACACCUGCGGGAUAAACGAAGGUCUUUCUUCUUUCUUUUGGCCAUCAAUCAAAAACCCUUGAAACUCUCUCUCCCUCCUCUACUAGUAACUGAAACUGCUCUUCCUUUUCUCUCCAAAUGAGCGACCCUGCCGCCAGCGCCACCGCCACCGACGACGCCAGCCACAUCGAGAAGCUCUACGAGUUUGGCGAGCGACUCAGUGAGUCCAAAGACAAGUCUCAGAAUGUGAAGGAUUACCAGGGGAUUAUGGAUGCAGCAAAAACGAGCAUAAAAGCGAAGCAAUUGGCGGCACAGUUAAUCCCGAGGUUCUUCAAGUUCUUCCCUGAGCUUUCCAGUCAAGCUGUCGAGACGCAAAUCGAUUUGAUUGAACAAGAAGAGCUCGGGGUCCGGGUGCAAGCGAUUAGGGGACUGCCGCUAUUUUGCAAGGAUACGCCGGAGUAUUUGUCAAAAAUUGUGGAUAUUCUUGUGCAACUCCUUGCAGCUGAGGAAAUUGUGGAGCGGGAUGCAGUGCUUAAAGCCCUUAUGUCCCUGUUGAGGCAGGAUGUGAAAGCAUCGUUGUCUGCCUUAUUUAAGCAUAUUGGGACUGUUGAAGAACCAAGCACGGAUGAGCUUAUUCGCGAGAAGGUUCUGAGCUUUGUAAGAGAUAAGGUUUUCCCACUCAAAGGUGAACUCCUGAGACCUCAAGAGGAAAUGGAGCAUCAUAUAACUGAUUUGAUUAAAAAGAGUUCAGAAGAUGUAACUGGAGCGGAGUUCAGAAUGUUUAUGGACUUCUUAAAAAAAUUGAGCAUAUUUGGAGACAAAGCUCCUUCUGAACGCAUGAAAGAGCUAGUUGGAAUCAUUGAAGGACAGGCUGAUCUAGAUUCAGCAUUUGAUGUGACUCAUGUUUCGGAUACAGACCAUAUUGACAGAUUGAUAUCAUGCCUGUAUAUGGCACUUCCAUUUUUCCUGAGGGGUGCAUCGAGCAGCAGGUUCCUCAAUUAUUUGAACAAACACAUCAUUCCCGUUUUUGACAAGUUUCCUGAGGAGCGGAAGCUUGAUUUGCUCAAAGCACUUGCAGAAAUAUCACCUUUUACAUUACCACAGGAUUCACGCCAGAUUCUUCCCUCUGUUGUUCAGCUUUUGAAGAAAUACAUGCCACGGAGGAAGAGCGGAGAAGAGAUGAACUUUACAUACGUUGAGUGCUUGUUAUAUGCGUUUCAUCACUUAGCUCAUAAGGCUCCAAAUGCUACAAACAGCCUGUGUGGUUACAAGAUUGUGACUGGGCAGCCAUCAGACCAUCUUGGGGAGGACUUCUCUGAGUUUUACACUGACCUGACAGAGAGGUUGAGUAGUGUAGAAGAUCUAACCAGGGCUACCAUGAAAAAGUUAACUCAGGGAAUGGCUGAACACAACAAAGCAAUGGCAGCUGCGAAGUCUGAUGAAGCAAAGGAUAGCAUAAAAACACAAAAACAGAAUACUACAACUGGGUUGCGUACUUGCAAUAACAUUUUGGCAAUGACAAAGCCAUUGCAUUCAAAGACACCGUUGUUUAUUGGAGAUAAGAGUAUCAACCUCUCUUGGAAAGAAGUAGCAAAACCUUCUGUGCCUUCCACUACCGUCUCAGCUGGAGGGAAACGACCUGCCGCCACUGCCAAUGGUUCCGGGAACAUGGAAAAAAAGGGUCGCUGGGCUGGUGGCGUGCAAAAUCAACUUGUUAAUAGGGCACUGGAAGGUAUAUCUUAUGGUGGAAGGGGCAGUCCAAGGGGCAGGGGCAGGGGGUGGGGUGGACGUGGAAGAGGAAGAAGCUUUCGGUAAAUUUCAUGCAUUCCCACAAUAAAAAGAAGUAUGAACCGGUGAUUGAGCUGCCCUAGAAGAAUAUCCAGCAGGAGUGGUUGAUGUACUAAGAUUCUUUCUCGGGAGAAAUGAGAUCAUAUAUACAUAGAGGGAACUGACACGUUUUCUGAUUUGUUGUGGACUAACACCAACUAUCGUAUUCCCAAUUUCCUAUGAGCAUGUCAAUGUAGAUUAAUGAUUUGGAUACCAAUUAGGGCUCUGAGGUCCCAAUCCUGAUUCCUGACUAGUUUAGCCACCGAAGUUGCAUUGCAGGACUUCUGAUUCCUUGUAUUUUAGUCAGGGCGUGGUUGCUUGUAUUUUAUGUCAGUAUUUGUCAGCAGACUUGGUGACUUGUUUAUUCAAAUUCCUCUUGUACUUUUUGAUA